Pelobates fuscus (common spadefoot toad) is the source of this 3775-nucleotide messenger RNA. RefSeq names its product solute carrier family 49 member 4 (gene SLC49A4). Gene Ontology annotation, molecular function: transmembrane transporter activity. The coding region runs from base 309 to 1679 and encodes 456 amino acids. Gene Ontology annotation, cellular component: membrane; intracellular membrane-bounded organelle. The record is from RefSeq and is a predicted model, not a curated record. NCBI's taxonomy places the organism in Eukaryota, Metazoa, Chordata, Amphibia, Anura, Pelobatidae. Gene Ontology annotation, biological process: transmembrane transport. The transcript is spliced from 9 exons.
UGACAGGAAAAGCCCGAACUUCUUCUGUGAGAGACCGGCCGAAGCGGGGCCCCCGGGGGACACACACAGGGACAGUGCGGGGCCACACAGGGAGCAGCCGGUCUCUAUCUCCACCCCCCACCCCCGGUAUCGGUUCUGGUGUCAGUAAUAGUGAGGUCCCGGUCUGUAUCUCCCCCCGGUCUCGGUGUCUCCCCUCCCCCCGGUGUCAGUGUCUCGGUUCCGGUUCCUGUCUGUAUCCCGGUCUCGGUGUCCCCCCGGUGUCAGUGUCUCGGUUCCGGUUCCUGUCUGUAUCCCGGUUCCGGUCCCGGAUGGGCCUGGAGUGGAGCAGUCCCGAGGAGAGGCAGGCCCUGCUGUCCCCCUCCGGCCCCCGCGGGCCCCGGGUGUUCGGGCGGCGCUGGCUGGUCCUGCUGCUGUUCUCGCUGCUCGCCUUCCUGCAGGGUCUGCUGUUUAACACGUGGGGGCCCAUCCAGAACUCGGCCCGGGCCGCCUAUGGCUUCUCCAGCCUGGACAUCGCUCUGCUGGUCCUGUGGGGCCCCAUCGGCUUCCUGCCCUGCUUCCUCUUCAUGUGGCUGAUGGACAAGAGGGGUCUGCGAGUAACUGUACUGCUCACGUCGUUUCUAACAGUCCUCGGAGCCGGACUCCGCUGUGUGCCUGUAGCAGACCUGCUUUUUAGGAGAAGGUUGAUCCAUGGUGGGCAGUUACUGAAUGGACUUGCUGGUCCUACUGUGAUGACCGCUGCUCCGUUUCUAUCUACGACCUGGUUUUCACCUGACGAACGUGCCACUGCCACAGCUGUUGCAUCAAUGAUGAACUAUUUGGGGUCAGCAUGUGCAUUUUUGGUUGGACCCUUGAUUGUUCCACCUCCCAACGUUACUUCCAAUCUCCCCCAGGGUCUUGAGCAUUUUGGAACGAUCAAGGACCGCAUCGAGGAAGUGCUGUAUGCAGAGUUUGGCGUCACGGCUGUGCUGUUUAUGGCCAUAGUAGCAUAUUUUCCUUCACGUCCUCCUGUACCACCAAGUGUCGCUGCUGCCAGUCGCAGGCUGAGUUACAGGAGCAGCAUCUGUAAGCUACUCAGCAAUGUGCAUUUCCUGCUGCUUGUCUUGGCAUAUUCUAUACCUCUGGGAUUCUACGCAGGAUGGUAUGGUGUCUUGGACCUCAUUCUGACUCCAGUUCAUAUUAGCCAAGUGGACGCUGGCUGGAUAGGAUUCUGGUCCUUGGUGGGCGGAUGUAUACUUGGCAUAGUCGUGGGAAGGUUCGCAGAUUCCAUUCGUGGUGUGCUCAAGCUAAUUCUCGUUAUACUUUUUUCGGGUGCAACGCUGUCAGCCACUUGGUUCACGUUAACGUUUUUGAGCAAUGUCACCCACCUACCUUUAACCGCAGCUACUCUGUAUACGUCCUGUAUCCUGGUUGGCGUGUUCCUGAAUGGCACUGUUCCCAUAUUCUUCGAGCUGUUUGUGGAGACUGUGUAUCCAAUACCAGAAGGAAUCGCAUGUGGACUUGUGACAUUUCUAAGUAAUGUGUUCAUGGGAGUCCUAUUACUGUUUUUAACAUUUUAUCACACGGACGUGUCGUGGUUGAACUGGUGCCUGACGGGAUCCAGCCUGCUUAGUCUUCUUCUCAUUCUGUGCUUCAGGGAAUCCUACGACAGACUCUACCUGGAUGUGUUUGUGUCGGUGUAAUGACACGUUGUGGACUGGGAACUUGAUACGCUGCACAAUUGUCUGGAUUUGCACAAUACCCAGGAAGGGUCUGACCAGCCACCAUACUGACUUCUAGAAAGAACUGGUACAGAUUUUACUUCAUGGUUCAUUGGAACGCACAAAACUGAAAAUGACCAAUGUGGGAGUAUAUUCUAACUAUAUAGUGAUUGCAUAUUCUGUGGGAGUAAUGUCAUUGUCAUCGGCUUUCUUUAUUGUAACCUGCAAAGGGUCCUCCACUAGUCAGCCACGUUUGGGACUCGGCCUAUUGGAAUAUUCUUUUCAUUUAAAAAAUGAGGAAAUAAGAACUUUUUAACUGUGAUAUUGUCAAAAACCACUUUUAGUUUGCACAUCUCCGUAAUAGCCGAUGUUUUAAUGUAAUAUUUGUCAUAAUCUAAGGGAAAUCAUUUUUAAUUUUCGCAUCUUUGACAUUGAUGGAGAAUGCUCUGACACUUUCCUGCGCAGGAAAUGUGGAGUACUUAGUGGCACCUACUUCUCAAACUGCAUACCGUGGCACGUACUCGCCGAACUGUGUUAAGGCCCGUGGCUGCUCAGGAAUAAUUAUUUUAAUUAUUGUAUAUUUUGCCUAAUUUUCAUCUCCUAUUAAUUUAAUUUAGUCACAUGACAUAGUGGGUGGACACACAGAUUGACAUUUAUUGUAGCCGUAGCACCAGAAACUGAUUCUUAAAAUGUUGUGUAUUGUUUUUAUGUGUUUUAAAUGGCAGCGUUUUUAGUAUGGGUUUACGGUUAUUUUUCUCCGAUCAGCCAUAGAUUCCUGAUAUGUCAAGUUUCCACGUACCUCCUGCGUUUUAUUUGGAAUUGGAGUUCAGUCACCGGCUUUUGCUGUUCCCGUAUCAAUCUGUUUUUGUGCCAUGGAGGGAAAGGGGCUUUAUUACAUAAGGGAAUGGUCACUCCUAAAACAGAAUCUGUGGACAGCUUAUUAAUACCCUGUGCCUGGAGCUCGUCACUGGUGUGAGCAUAAACUGGCUGCAUUGCCUUCUUCACUGUCCCCAUAUCUAGAAUUCACAGCGGGUGGUCACAUUUGGUGGUGUGCACAUUAUUUCCCUGAUUUCGUUUAACAAGUAAAGUCCCUAUUAAUGGCUGAGGCACACAAUAAUGGCAGUCCUGAUUUCCCUUUUUUUUUUUUUUUUUUUUUUUUUUUAUAAACCUGGUAAUGAAACCGUUUUUCUCUUUCCAUUUCGAUGUGUCUGCCACUGGUGUGCACGCUGAAGCCAGCUCUAGAGGGGUCAUAACAGGGGGUGCAGGCAGUGUCCCCAGAACCAAGAGGCUACAUGGACCUCUCUUGGCUUCCGGUUUUAUGGGGUCAUUUCUGUCUUUGUAAAGGUCACAUGUCUAUUCAAAGUGUCCUGUGCUGUUAUUGUCCCAGGUAAAUAUUUGGCCACUUGGUGCUGAAACGAUGUGCAGAGAGCAUCUAUACAGGAAAACCAACGAAACCUAUUAUUAUUAAACUGCUUUUUGUUUGGGUGAGGAGGUUUGUUUUUUUUUUGUUUGUUUUUUAAUUGUGGGUUUUGUUUGUUGAAACUGCAAGAAUGGUUAGUUUGGUGUUUUGAUGGGAUGCAACCAGUAAUAAUGUCUGUCAUAUUAAGCUUUGGAAUUUUCCCUGAACCCAGUCUCCAGGCACAGAGUAUCAUGCUUAGAUCUGUUACGAUCUGUUACUAUCCGUUACUAAGCCCUGUGUGUCUCCUACAGGUUGGCAACGUACAGGGGCGAGCUAGUAGUAGCCAAGCAAAGUCUUGGGAGACGAUUUGAGUGCUUUGGUCAAUAUAUAGCUCUUAAUGCUGCUUUAAUCCCACAUAUAUUUGUUUUUUAUUAAGUGUGUGUGUGUGUGUGUGUGUGUGUCAGUAAAUUUCUGGGAGUUUUUGUUUUGGGGACUAUAAUUGUCCCACAGUGUCUGUUUUGUGUAAUGUUUCCAAACAGAGGUUUUCAUAUUAAUUAAUAUCCUCGUGUCCUGAAUGCUGUUAACCUGAUCACUACUGGAGAGUUAUCAGUUGUUGUGUUUUUUUUUUGUUUUUUUCCACUAACUUUUUCAGUUUACCUUGAAAUAAAAUAUUAAAUAA